Sebastes umbrosus (honeycomb rockfish) is the source of this 1899-nucleotide messenger RNA. RefSeq names its product U8 snoRNA-decapping enzyme. The record is from RefSeq and is a predicted model, not a curated record. The transcript has 4 exons. Gene Ontology annotation, cellular component: nucleus. Gene Ontology annotation, molecular function: snoRNA binding; phosphodiesterase decapping endonuclease activity. Gene Ontology annotation, biological process: mRNA catabolic process; sno(s)RNA catabolic process. Bases 397 to 948 code for a protein of 183 amino acids. Lineage: Eukaryota; Metazoa; Chordata; Actinopteri; Perciformes; Sebastidae.
UCCGCUCGCAUCUCCCGUGGGCGGGACUAAGACGCAAGGAGAGGAGUCGAGGGGAGGAGUCGAGGAGUCGAGCCGUAUAAAAUCAAAAAUGGGAAAAGCCUUGUGUGUGUCCGUGUGUAUGUGUGCGUGCGUGCGUGUGUGUGUGUGUGUGUGUUUGUGGGUGGGUGUAUCAGUGUGUGUGUGUGUGUGUAUGUGUGUGUGUGUGUGUGUGUGGUGUACUAGUUUUCAUGACAAAUGAGGACAAUUCUAUGAUAACACACCUUCAAUAUCAGGACGCUCGGAAAAAUGAAGACAUUUUUGGCGUCCUCAUUUUUCCGAGUUCACCACAGUAUAUCUAGAGCCUCCUAUAUGUGUGUGAGUGUAUAACGGUAUAACGGCCUCUGUCACUUCCCACAGAUGCAGAUGCGUUUUGACGGUCUGCUGGGUUUCCCUGGUGGGUUCGUCAACCCAUCGAAGGAGACCCUGGAGGCGGGGCUCAGCAGGGAGCUGUUGGAGGAGCUGGGCGUGACUCUUCCUAUUCUGGUAGAAGAUCAUGUAGACUCCUACUACGCCCCUGCUUCCUCCUCCUCCUCCUCCCGUCUUAUAACUCACUUCUACGUGAAGAAGAUGGAGGAGGAACAGAUUAGGGAGGUGGAGAGAGCGGCUGCAUCCACUGCAGCAGAUCAUGGACAGGAGGUUCUAGGGAUGGUCAGAGUCCCUCUCUACACCAUGAAAGGCGGGGGUGGCCUGGCGUCUUUCCUGUCUCACUCGUUCGUGGGCAGUGCUCGCUCCCAGUUGGCUGACUCCCUGCUGCGUUUCAACCUGGUCGCUCCUGAGGAGCUCAACAAAGUCCUCACACACUCUCUGAAGAUGAACACACACACCGCCGACGACCUGCAGGCGGCUCUAGAGCUGACCGAGGUGAAGAUGAACACACACACACCGCCGACGACCUGCAGACGGCUCUAGAGCUGACCGAGGUGAAGAUGAACACACACACUCUCUGAAGAUAAACACACACACACACCGCCGACGACCUGCAGGCGGCUCUAGAGCUGACGGAGGUGAAGAGGAACACACACACACCACCGACGACCUGCAGGCGGCUCUAGAGCUGACCGAGGUGAAGAUGAACACACACACACCGCCGACGACCUGCAGGCGGCUCUAGAGCUGACCGAGGUGAAGAGGAACACACACACUCUCUGAAGAUAAACACACACACACACCGCCGACGACCUGCAGGCGGCUCUAGAGCUGACGGAGGUGAAGAGGAACACACACACACCACCGACGACCUGCAGGCGGCUCUAGAGCUGACCGAGGUGAAGAUGAACACACACACACCGCCGACGACCUGCAGGCGGCUCUAGAGCUGACCGAGGUGAAGAGGAACACACACACUCUCUGAAGAUGAACACACACACACCGCCGACGACCUGCAGGCGGCUCUAGAGCUGACGGAGAUGAAGAGGAACACCCACACACACCGCCAACGACCUGCAGGCGGCUCUAGAGCUGACGGAGAUGAAGAGGAACACACACACACACCGCCAACGACCUGCAGGCGGCUCUAGAGCUGACGGAGGUGAAGAGGAACACACACACACCGCCAACGACCUGCAGGCGGCUCUAGAGCUGACCGAGGUGAAGAGGAAAGGAUUUUGAGACACACCCGCACCAGCACAUCCUGUCCACGCAGAUACAGUUUGGUCAUCAGCAACGCUCGCUCACACUGUUAAUCCUGAACACACACACACACACAAAUACACGCACACAAACACACACACACACACACACACACACAGACACACUCUGCUAUACUGAUUCUGAGCUGGUGACUCAUAAAUGCAUCAAACAGUUUGUAGAAAACAUGAUUAACUGCUCCACCAUUAAUGCAAAUAAAAUGAUUUAACUGUC